This is a messenger RNA of Pomacea canaliculata, 3259 nucleotides long. RefSeq lists its product as uncharacterized. Gene Ontology annotation, molecular function: protein binding. Lineage: Eukaryota; Metazoa; Mollusca; Gastropoda; Architaenioglossa; Ampullariidae. The record is from RefSeq and is a predicted model, not a curated record. Bases 365 to 937 code for a protein of 190 amino acids. The transcript has 4 exons.
GCUAAUUAUGUUGACGCGCUCGAACAGUUCACCGCACCAAACCGAUGAGAUGCAGUUUUCACUUUAACACGGGUCAGUGAUGAGGGUUUCACUCGACGAGUUUUGUGUUGGGAUGCAGAGUUGUGAUUUGUUCUUGUUUAAAACAAAUGAGAAGACUUCGUAUGCGCUGCUCGCUACAAGAAUUCGGGAAAGAAAACGCGGUAACUUGUUGGGCGCAAGAUAGUCACAUGACCAGAAGGCGGAUGCGGUAGUGGGCGACACGUCCGUCUUCGCGAAGUCACCACAGUACAUUCCAAAGCAAGUGAAGGCACGCGACAGAAGUGUGCAGCAUCUCCAGACGAGCAAGUAUACACACCACGCGGCCAUGGCGCGAGCGAGCGAGUGUGCACUGGUGUUCGUGGUGGUGGUGGGGCUGCUGUUCACCUCUUCCCAUCAGGCAGACAUCAACGACUUGUAUCCUACUAAUUUCAACUACACAGAAAGAACAAGUCGCUCUGUGAGGCUGUCCUGGGAACAUCCGAAAAGUGCGAAUGGCACCCGGACUGGAUACCGAGUUCGACUGUUCAGUCCCCCAAAUGAUCCCUGGAUUGCCAACUACAGGACUGGACCAAACAGUACAAACAUAACCGUUUCUUGCCUGGCUCCCAACACUUCCUACAAGUUUGCUCUGUGUAUCGAAAUCGACGACAAACGCGAUCUGUGUGAAAAAUUCAUGCCGAAUUUCAUCAUUGAAACUGUUCUGGAUGAAGUUUUUCACUCAGUUUCGGAAGAGGGAAUUUCGUUCGCGUCUGUGGCCGCGAACUGGAGGGCAGUGCUGCUAGGCUUCGGGUUCACGAUGAUCUGUGUGCUCAUCCUCGCGGAACCAUCUUCGUUGGUUGCAAAUGCUACUCACGACGGAGAAAGAAGUCGACACAAAUCCAAGACGACUCUGUCCUGAGAGUCCGACCAUGGGACCACCCCUUAAACGGCGCGACAGGCGAUCGCCAUUACUCUGAGGACCCUACUAGCGGCAAAGGAUUGGUAAACCUCUUUCCUGACUCUUCACCUCCGGUCUCCCCUGCGGCCACGACGCCGUCGUUGACGCGGCUGCCGCCAGCACCGCCGAAGACUCCGUCUCGAUUUAACGACAACGGAGACGACAGCUGCAGCGAACCGCCGCGGGUGCCAUCCUGGCCAGGCUCCACGUGCGUGAGCCAGAACCUGGAGGAGAUCGCAGAUCUGGCCGUCUACCAGAACGAGGUUUUCACCAGUAACGGGCCUGCUGAAGACCUACCUGUCUACACCAACGAGAUGUUCGACGAUCAGGGAUGCAACGACAGAAGUGGCAGACGUCACCGCCGGAACCAGCCUGUAGACCUGCCUGUCUACGGCAACUACCAGUUUUGAUGUCAUACUUUAUGAAGCCAAAGCCUGUUUGAUGCGCGGCAAAAGAGUUCCUUAUUGCAAACUGUAGUCGAUAGCCUGGAAGGUCAUCUCCGAACCGUUGGUGGUAGUGGUGGUGGUGGUGGGGGGUUAAUGUUAAAAGCGAAUCCCGAACAUCGAUAUUAAAAAUUGUCCACACUUGUGCUUCAUGAAUUCUUGCGCGAACAUAUAUCUCCAUACGCAUGAACACACGCACCGGUAAAUGCUGACGUGCAAACAUUCCUUCUUCCUCUACUACUCAUGAGCGGUCUGGUGAGGCAACGGUUAGCGCCUAUCACCAAUACAGUGAGGGUUGGCUGUCCUGGGUUUAAUUCUCGUCUUGGGCAUGUUUUUCUUUCUCUGGAUGUGGGAUCUGUUUACAGGGUUGGCUGCCUUGUCGUGAUAUAGCCCUAGUUGCUGGCUCGGCGUAAAACACCAAUCCCCACCCCACCCCACUCAACCACUGCAAGUUCCUGCAAAGUAAUGGCUCUCCGAGUGCAGCGAGAAAGGUUCCAGCGAGUAGCCAAAGGGGGUCAGUACAAGGGUGUGAAGGGAAGUUGCUGGGUGUGACAGUGGGCAAUGAGACGACCAGAGAGUGUAGCAAGUGGCAUUCAAAGAACCGUCAAAUAAACGGAACGGCGUUGUUGUAAACUUUGCUCUCAUCACACUAGUUGAUGAGUGGUGCUUGACUGAAAUGGUUAUCAACCAAAGUGAGAUUUCAAGCUGAAAUAGAGUUUCGUUUCCUCAUUUGACCUUUAACAUUUGUGUAUGUAUUUUGCUUGCUCUUGAAAUGUGUGUGUGUGUGUGCGCGAGUGCACGAUUUUAAGACUGCUAUAAAUUAUGAAUUUAUUCAGUUGUUUUACGAUCAAGUUUGUUGAAUUAUGGACGUUUGCUUGAAAAGUAUCGCGACCCAACACAUAGACCCGCUAGCAGGCUACUAUUUUAUAAGCAUUUCAGAUGACACUGGAUUUCUACCUAAUCCGCGUUUGUGUACUAAGACAUCUGUGCACAAGAACAUCACUUGUUUUUAUUUGUUUUAUCUGUGGCAAGACAUAAAAUCAUAUUCAUGAAUAUUUUAAAAAGUUUUUAGAGAUGUGAGUGGCCUUACAAAGUACUGCAUUAUGUUUUGGUGGUUCUUGUUUUUGUUUUGCAUCGUUGCAUAACUGCAACAGUCGUGGGUUGCCUCAGAGCUGUGAAUUCGCACUUUAUAUAUAUAUUACUCUGUUUAACUUUGAGGACCAAGGGAAAUAUUUGUCCCAUUCUUUUAAAUCGACUCCAAAUGUGAUUGAAACAACAGAGAGCAGUCAACUUUGGAUGAAAUAAUUUAGCAUUGAUGUUGUGAGAUUUUCAUUAAUAACUUUUCCAAUUCACCAUUGCUUCAAAUAAAGUCACAAGAAAAGGAACUAUACUUGUGCGGAGCUGUGUGUAUUAUGGGAAAAACACUUGCCGAAAAAUCUCAAGAAAGACAAUGAUAUGAAACAUGGAGAAAGCCUCGUGUGGUCACCGAAUGAUGUUACCUGUGUCAAGUGAAUGGACAACAGAUCUGUUGUGCCUUGUCCUGAAAUUGUUGCCUGAAACAAAUUUUUGGGUAGCAUCGACCUCAUGGAUCAGAAAAAGAUUACAUAUGAAGUUGAUCAAAGGUGAAGUACUACUUACUUUUAUUUCUUUUUCUCGAAGUUCUUCUUUUGUAAGUGAGAUAUACACAUAUUGUUUGAAUAUUUAAAAAAAAAUUUUCAAAUGUCCUUGUGCUAGUCCUAUUUCCUUUCAAAGAUUUUUGUUUUGUUCUAUUUAUUUCCCAUUACACCUAGCGAUAUUUCCUUAUUCAAUAAAAGGCACUAAACUGUGUCAUGAGAAUGGA